Messenger RNA from Oppia nitens, 1175 nucleotides. Its product is annotated as X-box-binding protein 1-like. The transcript has 3 exons. Gene Ontology annotation, cellular component: nucleus. Bases 127 to 909 code for a protein of 260 amino acids. Lineage: Eukaryota; Metazoa; Arthropoda; Arachnida; Sarcoptiformes; Oppiidae. The record is from RefSeq and is a predicted model, not a curated record. Gene Ontology annotation, molecular function: RNA polymerase II transcription regulatory region sequence-specific DNA binding; DNA-binding transcription factor activity, RNA polymerase II-specific.
UGUGAACAUUGAUUACAAUGUUUUACACUAAACUCUAAACAUUUAUUCAGUUUAUUAUUAUUAUUAUUAUUAUUAUAGUUAUUAUUAUCCAUCACUUCAUCAUUCAUUUGAUCCAAAUUGAAGACAAUGCAGGACUUGACUCACAAAAAGAUAUUAAUAGCAAAAGUGUUACCAAUGAUGGCUUCAAAUAUCAACACUAAUAAUAAACAAAAGUUCAUCGAAGUUAAGAUCAAAGAUUUAAAGGCAAUGACAACCAGAUGUUUGACCAGUGGUCAGCUAUCGGCUGACAAACCGGUGGACAAACCAAAGCGUAAAAGAGAAAAGUUGGACCACUUGACCAUCGAUGAGAAAAUUAAAAGAAGGAAACUUCACAACAGAGCGGCCGCACAGUUGGCCAGAGAUCGGAAAAAAUCUAAAAUGAGUGAUUUGUACGAUAAAGUUGAAUGUCUUACUCGAGAAAAACAAAUCCUUUUGAACACAAAUGAAGAGUUGAUUGCAAGACAUGAAGCUUUGGAAAUAGAGAACAGAGAACUAAAGGAAAGGUUAUCAUCGAUGAGCCAACAGUGCGUCAAAUCUGUAGAGGAAAGCGAUUGUAACGUUGAGUCCGCAGAACUCAUUAAUGUUUCUCAGCCGCAGAAACUCGCGACGAUUGCCACCAAAACAGAUAUGAAAGCUGUGUCUCACUCGAUGAUGCCAUUCAUCUCUUGGUUAACGGUUCUGAAUCUGAUUCAGUGCUUCAAUUCCUUCAGCAAUGUUCACAAGAUUUACUCGACUCUGAAAUUACAAUCUCAGACAAUGGAGAAAACUGUCAAACAGGAGAACCAAUUGAGUCAAACGAUAUCCCAAUCCCAGUGUCGGAUGUCAGCACUCAAGACGACUAUACAGACUUUGAAUUCUCUCAAUACUUGAAGCUAAACACCAAACCCGUGAGUCCGAUGUCCUCUCAAAGCGAUUCUGGCUAUGAGUCGGACAAUUCACAUAUUGUUUUGUCUGACAAUAGCAUUGAUGUGACCACUGAUAUGCAAUGGAAGGAAACACUAUCCGAGCUCUUUCCGGAUCUCAUCUAAAUUAUUGUCUUCAAAAUCAUUCAUUUAUUAAUAUAUAUAUUCAUUUAAAAAUUAACAUUUAUGUUCAUUAUGUUCAAUAUUUUCUAUUUAAAAAUAUAACCAUUAAAU